This is a messenger RNA of Plasmodium gonderi, 1245 nucleotides long. Its product is annotated as lysophospholipase. Gene Ontology annotation, cellular component: membrane. Gene Ontology annotation, molecular function: lipase activity. The record is from RefSeq and is a predicted model, not a curated record. The transcript has a single exon. NCBI's taxonomy places the organism in Eukaryota, Apicomplexa, Aconoidasida, Haemosporida, Plasmodiidae. Bases 1 to 1245 code for a protein of 414 amino acids.
AUGGCCGAUGCCAACUCUGGGGAAACAGCUAGCCAAAGAAGCAAAGCAGCUGCGACUUCUGGUUCUGCAGGUACCAAGGUCACCACUGGGAGACUUGACGGAAAACCAAAAAUAGAUUCAUUCCACAACAGAGAUGGAUUGACAUUAAAGACAUACGCAUGGCAAGUGAAGAACCCAAUAGGAGUUAUAUUCCUAGUGCACGGAUUGAAUACACAUGUGCGUCUAGAAUACAUGAGGCAUAACGUAGAAAUAGUUAGCCCAGAUAAAGUCAUAUUGAAAGAUGCAGAUAAUUAUUAUAUUUACAAAAAUAGCUGGAUAGAAUAUUUUAAUAAAAAUGGGUACUCAGUAUAUGGCAUGGAUUUACAAGGACAUGGUCAAUCGGAUGGAUGGAGAAAUUUAAAAACGAAUGUAAAAAAAUUUGAUGAUCUUGUGUACGAUUUAAUUCAGUAUAUUAACAGAGUGCACGAUAUUAUAUGUCUUACAAGUAAAAAAAAUAUGAAUAAUGGAAAAAGCGAUGCUACAAAAAAUGGAGGCAGCAAUAUGAAUAAUGCAUCAGGUGCAUCCACUAAUAAUAAUAAAACCGGCAUAUCAUCUUCAAUUCACAACAAUUUAACAAAUAUGAAAACACCUCCGUUUUAUAUCAUGGGUCUAUCAAUGGGAGGAAACAUAGUUCUAAGAACAUUGGAAAUAUUAGGAAGAUCAAAAGGUAAUAAUGCAAAAUUGAAUAUAAGAGGAUGUAUAUGUUUAGCUGGUAUGAUUUCUAUUGAUGAAUUAGCAACAAAGGCAUCUUAUAAAUAUUUUUAUAUUCCAUUUUCAAAGUUUUUUGCUACUGUUUUUCCAAGUUUACGAAUAACACCAUCUUUAUAUUUUAAAAAAUAUCCCUAUGUUAACCAUAUCUUUAAUUAUGAUAAAAAUAGAAAUAAAAAACCAAUCACAUGUAAGUUGGGCUAUGAACUUUUAAAUGCUAUUCAGAAUUUAAAUAAUGAUAUGGAAUAUAUUCCAACAGAUAUUCCUAUUCUUUUAAUACAUUCCAGACAUGACAGUGCUUGUUUUUUUGGAGGUGCACAAACAUUUUUUAAUAAAAUUAAUUCAAAACUUAAAGAAUUACACGUACUUGAUGAUAUGGAUCAUGUUCUUACGAUUGAACCAGGAAACGAAAAAGUUCUGCACAAGGUUUUAUCUUGGCUCGCUUCCCUCACGCACACACCAAAAGAUGCAACAACGUCUCUAAACGCCAGUGCUUAA